Messenger RNA from Hypanus sabinus (Atlantic stingray), 2630 nucleotides. RefSeq names its product circularly permutated Ras protein 1-like. Gene Ontology annotation, cellular component: COPII vesicle coat; endoplasmic reticulum exit site. The record is from RefSeq and is a predicted model, not a curated record. NCBI's taxonomy places the organism in Eukaryota, Metazoa, Chordata, Chondrichthyes, Myliobatiformes, Dasyatidae. Bases 57 to 1826 code for a protein of 589 amino acids. The transcript has 17 exons. Gene Ontology annotation, molecular function: SNARE binding; zinc ion binding. Gene Ontology annotation, biological process: intracellular protein transport; COPII-coated vesicle cargo loading; endoplasmic reticulum to Golgi vesicle-mediated transport.
CCCUUCCUCACUGUGUUCCAGAUGUACCGCCACCCCUCCCGCCCAGGCCUCCCAACAUGAAGAAGGCGGCCGAAUACCUGCAGGUGCUGGAGCCGAGCCCGUGGACCGCCCCAGGAACCAGGCCCCCAGCGUCCGUGCCCCCUCUGCCGGAUAGACUUCCGACUCCCAAAGCCCAGGAGUUAACAGAGAAUACCAACGUGGUGCUGGUGAAUUUGGGAAAACUGGUCGACAUCAAGGAUGUGAAGGGACAGCAGGGAUCUCCAGCCUACUGCCAGAACUGCUCGGCAGCCACGUCCUCUUGCAGCAGCCUACAGGAGCACCAUGCCACGAUAUGGAAAUGUGAAUUUUGCAACCAUAGUAACGUCAUGGAUUAUCGGUGUAGCAAAGACACGUGCAGCGAUGACCAGCUGUACAUUCACAUCCCAAACCCAGUGAUCUCCACGGCUGUCGAUGACCCGGUGGUUGUUUUCUGUGUGGACAUCUCUGGCAGUAUGAGUGUGACGUUCGAGCAGACGACUGGAAAGAGCAGCAGCAAAUCCCUCUACAUAUCCAGGUUACAGGCUGUCCAAGAGGCAGUGAACCAGUCACUCGACUAUCUGCUUGAAACGUCACCCAGGACGAGAGUUGCUUUGGUUACUUUCAACAAUGAGGUAACAAUCUAUGGGGACGGGCUGGGCACUCCGCGGACCCUGGAGGACUUUGAGUUAAUCGACCGGGAGUACCUGAAGACAAAGGGGGCCGAGGAGGCCCUGCCACAGUGUAUCUCGGACAGCAGAGAUGCUCUCCGUCGCCGAGUGCAGCUAUUGCAGGAAUGUGGUUCCACCGCACUCGGCCCAGCUGCACUCGUAUCCAUAGCAAUGGCUUCGCGAAAAUCAGGUUCAAAGGUUAUAAUCUGUACAGACGGCCGAGCAAACACCAUCCUGGGCAACCUGGAGGAUAUUAAGGAAGAUCAGAUUUAUCAGAAGUCCAAACUGUUCUACAGUCACCUUGCUGAAUACGCAGUGAAACAGGGGGUGAUCAUCUCGGUGUUGACAAUUGAGGGCACAGAUUGCAGAUUACCUGAGCUGGGACAGCUGGCUGACAGAACAGGAGGAAAGGUGAACAUCGCCAGUCCAGCCAAUUUAUACAACGAAUUUGAGCUCAUUUUAGAAGACGAUGUCAUUGCCACGAAUGUCACGAUCACCUUCAUUGCUGACGCUGGCCUGUUUUUUAAGUAUGAAGACAACAUCAGCAACAAAUACGUGAAAGAAAUUGGGAACGUGGUCAGAGAUAUGGCCAUCACCUUUGAGUUUGGAAUCAAAGACACGGAGCGAGAGGAACUUCUGAAGAAAGCUGCACUCCCCUUCCAACUUCAGCUGGGCUUUACACUCCCAGACGGUCGCCACGUCUACAGGAUCGUCACUCAGGAAAAGCCGGCGACCAGCCACAGUGCCGUUGUUAAGGAGAACAUAAACCUCAGUGUUCUCCAGAUUCACGCUGCACAGACCAGUGCCCGCCUGGCCAUGGACGGCAGGAUGCACGAUGCUCAGGAGACUGCCUACACCCAGAAGGAACUGAUGGAAGACGUUCUAUCCCGAAGGAACGACGUGGAGCAGGAGGCGAUCUACGAAAGUUGGGUGCAGUCCAUGAGCCCUAUUUACAGUGGUCUCAACCACCUCCGGCAGGAUAACGCAGCAGCACAUCCCGUGUACGAACCAGUGCACGCCAAAGGAGACAAAGACUCGGUCAUUAAGUCUCUUACAGACGACGUUGCCAACGUGGUUUAUCGGCUGAAGAACGCAAAGAAGAAAAUGUUCAAGAAACCAAAGUUCCUGGUACCCAUCUGACACUUGCGGACGGAGUUUACCAGAACUGAACACUGCGGCAAUCCGAGGGGCCUUUCUCUUCCACAGUCAGGGAGAGGCAAUAUAUUCUAGCUGCGUCUGAUCCCAAAAUUAUCCACAUUAUUACCAGUGAGCGUCCAGUGCCAAACAGGCUAAAACAGCCUCCAUAAAAUCCAAGCAAAUUUCCAGUUUCCCAUCGUCUCCCAUUUGCUGGAAACUAUUGGAUAAAGAACACCAUACAUCCAACUCAAGACAUGACCUGGCUGAACUGCUGACUCAGGAAGUCAUGGGCUUGAGAGAUAUCUCAGGACUUGAUCUCACAAAAUUUGCAGAGCUGGGAGAGUUUGUUCUGCUGUGCUGUUGAACAUUAAAUGGGAUUAUGUAGAUGGAUAGGGUGGGGUGUGGACCGCGUGGGGCUAAGGGUCUGUUUCUUAUCUGUAUGACUCUGUCUCCUUGAUGUGGGUUUGGUUGUUAAGGUGUAGGUUAAAGAUUCCUUGUCAAUAUUCUCCGGUGCCAGGACUUUACUCCUUCUUACCAGCUCUCUACAAAUUCAUUCAGCUGAUUGUACCUAUACUGAUUAAUUGUCCCUGAGUUUCAGGGGGCUGGGGGAAGGUAGAUGCUUCUUAACUACAAGUCUGUCCAGUGGGGAGUCUGGAUAAUAUACAACAAUAGAGCGAUGCCCAGCUGCCUGUACUCACUAUUUGAGCGGUGGGUCCUUUCUCCUCAUCAAGGGGGAGAUGCUUCACAGACUACAAAAAAAUUCAAACACAGAUACAAUCCUUGCAAAUUAAAAGAACGUACGAACAA